AUGCUUCUUCGUUGCCCUUUAAAGUCGCUACUACGACCUCCUAGACGUCUGUACGCUACUUCCGUCUUGCAAAAACUAAAUCCCCAUCCACAUAUUCCAGAACCUUUUGCAUACCCACAGUCGCAGCCAGAGAUCAAUGAUGACAUAUAUGUUGCGAUGAGUUCAGGCGUAGACUCCUCAGUCACGGCAGCUUUGCUCUCAAAAAUGCAUAAAAAUGUUUGUGGGGUAUACAUGGCCAACUGGUCUCAGCUGGCAAAGUGUACUGAGGGAGAAUGGUCCGAUGUGCAAAGAGUUUGUGACCACUUGCAAAUACCGUGCGAGAGAGUGAACUUUGAAAAGGAGUAUUGGGCUGAUGUAUUCACGCCGAUGCUUGAGAUGUAUGAAAAUGGGUUUACUCCAAAUCCGGACCUCGGUUGUAAUACCUAUAUCAAGUUUGGGAAGAUGAUCGAACAUUUGGCUGCAAGGUAUGAUGUCAACUCGAAGAAUUGGUGGCUUGCCACAGGGCAUUACGCAAGAGUGGAGAAAGCUUCAGCUAACAAGUAUAACUUGUUGAGGGCUUAUGAUGGCAAUAAGGAUCAGUCUUACUAUCUUGCAAAUAUACCAGGCAAGGUGCUACCGAGAAUACUUUUACCGUUGGGCCACUAUACAAAGCCGCAGGUUCGAAAAAUGGCCGCCGAGUUUGGGCUCCAUACUGCGCUGAAGGCAGAUUCUCAGGGCCUCUGUUUUGUAUCACCAGACCACACGAAGUUUAGGCACUUUUUAGACGAAUUCCUCCCUCCUAAGCCUGGAAAUAUUAUCACUGAGGAUGGUAAAGUCUGGGGAAAGCAUCAGGGUAUUUGGCAUGCAACUAUUGGACAACGACUGGGUGUUUCGAUGCCUCAGGGUAAUCCAAAAUACAGUGGUGUGUGGUUUGUCAGUGAAAAGAGAAUCGCCACUAAUGAAAUUGUCAUCGUGAAGGGAGGGCAAAAUGAGAAGUUGUUUCUGAAAUUACUUGAGGUAUCCAAUUGGGCAUGGAUUAACUGUGAUCCUCAGGAAGACUUAGAGGAAUUAACGCUACAAUUCAGAUCACUUCAAGACCCCGUGGAAGUUUCCCUGAUUUCUGUUGGAGAGAAAAGUGUCACCAUCGAGUUAAAGGACCCUCAGCGAGCAAUGGCUCCAGGUCAAAAUGCUGUUCUUUAUAAGGGCAACAAAGUGUUAGGUGCUGGGGUGCUAAUGAAAACAUUCCACUAG
Candidozyma auris is the source of this 1230-nucleotide messenger RNA. Its product is annotated as tRNA-5-taurinomethyluridine 2-sulfurtransferase. Gene Ontology annotation, biological process: tRNA wobble position uridine thiolation. The transcript has a single exon. NCBI's taxonomy places the organism in Eukaryota, Fungi, Ascomycota, Pichiomycetes, Serinales, Metschnikowiaceae. Gene Ontology annotation, molecular function: sulfurtransferase activity. Gene Ontology annotation, cellular component: mitochondrion. The coding region runs from base 1 to 1230 and encodes 409 amino acids. The record is from RefSeq and is a predicted model, not a curated record.